AUGGCUUUCUCCUUCGGUGAUAUACCCAACUCUCUUUCUGGACAAUUUUUUGACGAUUUAUCGUUCACCUAUGCUGACCGUGAUUCUGGCUUGAACUUUCUCGGUCACGAGAGCGCGACACCUCCAGCUUCAUCACAUUACCUCGCCCCUUCUCCAUCUGGUACCGACGCGUCUUUUUAUGUUCCCCCUCGCCGUACUAGCACGCGUCAUCCCGAUCCAAAACAUAUCCCUCGCCCUCGCAACGCUUUCAUCUUCUUCCGUUCAUGGUACAUCAACAAUAACCGUGACUCCAAGGACGUGCAGCAGAACGAAUUAAGCAAACAAGCCGGGAAAGCAUGGAACAGUAUGUCGGAAGAGGCGAAGAGACCGUUCAUGCAACUGGCCGCUGCCGAGAAGGAGCACCACUAUAACACGUACCCUGACUAUGUCUACUCACCCAGCACGAAAUCUGGUGGCAAUCCAACUGGCUCGCAGAAGACCAAGGGGAAGAGAAGGUCACCAAGUGCAUACGAUGAUAUCGCUUCUCGUACGACAUCCGAUCCUUCAAAAGUAACAUCAGCGUCGUGGUAUCACUCUGGAGAGGGUUUCUCCUUUGAACAAGGACCGCCUUCUCCAUUCCAUGCUCAUCUUGAUUCCGUUCCGAGCCAAUUCGCGUACCAACAAAACGCUCACGACUUCAUGCCAUCGUAUAUGCCGACUCUUCCAAACACCUUCGAUAUGUUCAAUCAAAGUUCAAAUAGCAUGUCAUUGGAUAUUCCGGCUUCCGAUCCUUCGGCAUAUUCUCGUUAUUCGGGGCCGUCCUCUUUGACAUGCGAAAACCCUUAUCCUAGCACCGACUAUCUGGCCUUGUUGGAGCAUCCAUUCUCAGAGGAGACCUAUAAUUGCGAAGACAUGAUGCAACGUUGCAUAGAUGAAGUACUUGCUGCGACCUUUUUGGAAUUUUCUGGUGGAUAUUACGGUCAGAACGGGUCCGCAUUUAAUUGA
This is a messenger RNA of Psilocybe cubensis, 984 nucleotides long. RefSeq lists its product as uncharacterized. Gene Ontology annotation, molecular function: DNA-binding transcription factor activity, RNA polymerase II-specific; RNA polymerase II cis-regulatory region sequence-specific DNA binding. Gene Ontology annotation, biological process: regulation of DNA-templated transcription; anatomical structure morphogenesis; cell differentiation. The record is from RefSeq and is a predicted model, not a curated record. The transcript has 3 exons. NCBI's taxonomy places the organism in Eukaryota, Fungi, Basidiomycota, Agaricomycetes, Agaricales, Agrocybaceae. Bases 1 to 984 code for a protein of 327 amino acids.